AUGUCGGCAGUCAAGCCCGUCAACCCGAGACCAUUUCUGCAGGACCUGACUGGAAAGACGGUGACGGUCAAGCUCAAGUGGGGCCUGGAGUACCGCGGCUUCCUCGUCUCAACAGACGGAUACUUCAACCUGCAGCUUACCGGAGCUGAGGAGAUGGAGAACGGAAAGUCUAAUGGACAGCUCGGCGAGGUGUUCAUCCGUUGCAACAACGUCCUGUACAUUCGUAUGGCUAUGCCACGAUAUCCCAUCAUUGCCAUGACAGGUGUGCUCGUUGCCACUGAGGGUCGACAGCGAGACUUUCUGCCGCUAACGAAGGCGCCGCUCAUCAGGGCUGGAGUGACCGAGGACCCGUUUCAUCAAAUCACAGAGAGAAUUAAAGUGGAUAAGUAA
Molecule: messenger RNA, 390 nt
Organism: Trichosporon asahii var. asahii CBS 2479
Lineage: Eukaryota; Fungi; Basidiomycota; Tremellomycetes; Trichosporonales; Trichosporonaceae
Product: mRNA processing-related protein
Exons: 4
Coding region: 1-390 (129 amino acids)
Biological process (GO): spliceosomal snRNP assembly; mRNA splicing, via spliceosome
Cellular component (GO): catalytic step 2 spliceosome; U1 snRNP
Molecular function (GO): RNA binding
Source: RefSeq, a predicted model, not a curated record